This is a messenger RNA of Spodoptera litura, 1845 nucleotides long. RefSeq names its product tumor protein p63-regulated gene 1-like protein. Gene Ontology annotation, cellular component: cytoplasm. The record is from RefSeq and is a predicted model, not a curated record. Lineage: Eukaryota; Metazoa; Arthropoda; Insecta; Lepidoptera; Noctuidae.
CGUCGGUUAAGGGUACUUUUUUAUAUAAACAUUCUAUUGGAAAUCAAAGUAAUGAUACUGAGAUAUUAAUUCUUACCUUGCCGACAGCUUGUUGAUAAAAAUUAAAAAUAUAUUUUUCAACAUCACCUCGUAAUAAAUUCAAAUAUUUACCGCCAUUUUUGACAUGAUCAGAAUCCGCAAUACAGUUUAGUUCUAUUUCAUCAAUACUAUUUUCAUUAAUUGAAACUUAAUAUUUUUUGUUCAAAUUUUAUUUCUACAUUUCGAUUAUUAAUUAAAGUAGCUAAGUGUCUGUUUUAGAAAUUAAGAUAGCUGUGUUUUGUUAAUUUAUAAAAAUAAAUAUCGAGUUUAUAAAGCACAAAGUGGUGUUAGAAGUGGAUCGAAACGUAUUUGACAUUGACGUUGCUUAUCAGAGUUCGUCUUCGGUCGAUUAUUUUAUUAUUUACGCAGAGCAAUUAUUAUUUAUAAAGAAAACAGUGAUUUGAGUAAAUAAAAUUAUACAAAAACAUAAUGAGUGAUUUACUGGACGAGGAUUUGGAGUUCCGCGGCGGUACUUUGCAGCUGUCGUCAGACACGAACGUGGCGGAGAAUUCAGAAAGUAAUCCUACUAAUAAUACGGAUAAUUUGGGAAGAAGGAAACCCCCUACUAGUGUAAAUCCCUCGGUGUUAUCUGGUGCAAAUUCUUUGACCUCCUCUACGUCUUCCUUUGCCGAUGCCCGAGGGCCUGAGGACCCGCUGAAUCCUGCAUCGGAGCAGGCAACAGGUAUCCAAGCAGUGUUCCCUCGUUAUGAUGUGCCGUUUGACAGGGAGAACAUCAAAGAUUUCUUUACAUUCCGUAAGGGAGUGGUGGACACUGCCAUACAGGAGUGUAUCACCGCCCUGCUGUUCCCUGAAGAUGGAGAGUACUUAGGAUCCUGGCUGCUGACUGAAAUAACCCUAUGGGACAAUGAAAAAGAGAGAAUUAUCCUCCUAACGUCAAGACUUGUAAUGACCAUUAAAUAUGACUUCAUAGCCAUGAAACAGCUGGAAUUCAAGAAGACAUACUUGGAUGACUUGGACACCAUUGUUAUCGGAGACCUGGUCUAUCCUCCGUCAUCAUUAGUUCCUCGUCUGAACGGCAUCGCAUCGGGGGUAACGACGGUCGUGAAAGACUGCGUGAUCGACCGUCUCUGUCGGCGCCCCUCCCACGAAGAAGUUGAACACCAGAACAGUAAACUGUUCGAUCCCAAGUAUUUUGAACCUAGAGAGCGCCACCUCCGAGGAGUGCGACUGAUGUGGAACAAGGGCGAGCCGAUUCCAUUGAAGACCGUGUGGAACCCGUUCAGCCAAGAUGUGCCCUUCCUCACUUUCGCAUCACAUCCCAUCUUCUGGUAUAAAGAGGGAGGUCCAGAAGAAAAAGCAACGUACGACAUGGAAACAUUUGCACUCAAGCUUCAAAGGGCGAUAGAAAAUAUGACGUCAUCAGCGUGUUGUAUACACCAUUCCCCCAUAGUCAUACAGAGUUACGUAGGAGUGACGUCACUUCUACACAACAAGACUAGCAUGGGAUUCUUCAAAGUCCGAGGCAAAUUCAGCUUCUAACUAAAGGUAUAUUUGAAUGGUUACUUAUUAUAAAGCUGUGUACACUGGUACACAGCUCGUGUGGCUCGGGACGGCGGUAGGUAGACGAAUAACGCUAUAAAUGUACUACUGAGAUGAUUAUUGGUUGAUAAAAUGAUAAAGACAGUAUUGGACUAUACUACCACUCAACCUAAGUCCUAACCUACAAAUUGGGUACCUAAUUAAUAAAAAAUAAAUUAUUUCGACUGUGCAAUACAAUAAACUAUUAAUAAAUAAUCACACUUUCAU